Molecule: messenger RNA, 1035 nt
Organism: Saccoglossus kowalevskii
Lineage: Eukaryota; Metazoa; Hemichordata; Enteropneusta; Harrimaniidae
Product: solute carrier family 35 member G1-like
Cellular component (GO): membrane
Source: RefSeq, a predicted model, not a curated record
AUGUCUGACAUUUUCCUGAAACUACAAUCUAUCACCGACAAAAAUAUUGUCAUUCAAAAAGAUGAAAGCGUACCCCGGAAAUACAACUACUGGACAGUACUGCUAGGAAUUACAAUGGGAUUACUGUCAGGUGCAACUCUAGCUAUCUCAGAUGUGUUCGCUCUGUUAUGUGUCAAGAUUGGUUAUUCACCAUCACAGGUUUUACUUGUCAAAUCAUUGAUGAUGAUGGCAAUAACUACCCCGUUGCUUGUCUACAAGAAAAUUAAUAUUCUGAAACUCAAACGGAAAGACACUAUUUUGAACAUUGUGAAAAGUAUUAGUGAGAACGGAGCAGACCUAGCCUUCUACUACGCCAUGGAUGGGAUUGGAAUGGGAGAUGCAAGCUCAAUAGCAGCAGGAACAUUACCAAUUUUUUCACCUGUGUUUGCCAGCAUAUUCAUACAAGAGAAGUUUAGAAACCGAGAUUGCAUUGGUAUUGCCAUUAAUAUUGCUGGUAUCAUAUUAAUAUCACGACCUGAAUUCAUAUUUGGCAGUAACACAUAUUCGUCUUUCCUCGGAUAUGUGUACGCCCUUUUAGCAGGAAUAUGGCUGUCUGUUGGUACUGUUUGCUCUAGAGCAAUGUCUGAUGAUCUUUCUCUGAUAGUUGUUGUAUUCUAUAAUGGGUUAUGUGGUACUAUAAUCACGUUAAUUCUAGUGUAUCCUACAAGUAGUGAUCGGAUAUAUACGUUGAUAUAUGAAUAUCCUAUCACGAUUACAUAUCUAGUAGCAAUGGUAGCAUUGUUUGUUGCUUACCUGUACUCCGUCAACAGAUCUUUGCAGUUACAGAGUGUUAGUAAAACCACAAUUCUAAGGAACAUCAGUAUUUUUGUCAGCUUUGUAGCUGAUAUCAUUGUAUAUCAUAAACAAGUAGUUAUUUUAGAAAUAAUCGGUGCUGUUCUUGUAAUUCUCAGUUCUAUCAUUGCAUUUGUGUUUACAUGCUUUGAAACUAAAGAAGGUGUAAGUGAAGAAACAAAACUUUUUCCGAAACCCAAAUAA